Molecule: messenger RNA, 1956 nt
Organism: Penicillium atrosanguineum
Lineage: Eukaryota; Fungi; Ascomycota; Eurotiomycetes; Eurotiales; Aspergillaceae
Exons: 2
Coding region: 1-1956 (651 amino acids)
Biological process (GO): positive regulation of transcription by RNA polymerase II; DNA-templated transcription
Molecular function (GO): DNA-binding transcription factor activity, RNA polymerase II-specific; DNA binding; zinc ion binding
Source: RefSeq, a predicted model, not a curated record
AUGACCAGUCCACGUCCAUCCAAAAGGCAGCGUAUAUAUCGUGCCUGUGACCAAUGCCGACACCGUAAGUCCAAGUGUGACGGCGACCAGCCUGUGUGUUCCAUCUGCUAUUCGGCCAAGCGAGCAUGCACAUACCAGAAUGGCGGUGGCCGGCGCGGUCUUCCAUCUGGAUAUGUGCGGAGCCUUGAGAUCGUCUUGGGUCUUAUGUUUCAACAUGUUCCGAACAGUGAAGCUACAACUCAUAGUGUCCUCCGAGACUACCAUGGCAAGGGCAACUUCCUUACCAGUGGUGUGGCCGAGCAUUCUCAUAAUAUCUGGCGAAAGUCGAAGCUAUCUCGACAUGUGUCUCAAUUAUUGACACCUGGGUCGGAAUGCCUUGAUGAUUCAGAGUGGGAACCGAUCAAGACGCGAGAUCAUGGAAGCAUAGCUGAUCAAGGCAGUCCUCAUUCGAUCUCUAAACCAAAUGAGGUCUCAGCUAUUUGUGAAAUACCCGUCUUACCGUGUGAGACUCCAACCCUUCCUAACUGGGCUAUUCCUGAUCAUACACCCGACCUGCUUGACUUUUACUUUACCUAUACCCAUUGCUGGCUUCCUAUCCUCGAACGUCGCGAUCUUCUUCGAGCUAUGCAUAUCAGCCCUGGUCGAUCAGCAUCUGAUCUCACAUCGAGACAAAUGUUACUCUGGUCUGUCAUCAUCUACUCUUGUGCCUUGAAAGGCAUACAACUUCCAGGGCAACCAGCACUUCCUGCAAUCCAAUUAUAUACUCAACGCAUUCUUGCUUCUAAUAUGGCUAAACUGGAACUUGACCAUAUACAAUCGACUUUGAUUGUAGUUCUCACUCAUAUUUCAAUGGGGAACAUUAAUCAAGCAUGGCUUUCACUUGGGCAAGCCGCGAGAAUGCUAGCAAUCCUGCCUUUGAACCUGCGCAAAGGUCGCUUCCCUCAUACAUUCAAUGGAUGCAUCUUUCUUGACAAUAUUAUCUCUGCUUUGUUGGGUAAAACGCCCUGUCUUUCAUUGGAAGAACAACUACAACAAGGACCUGUGGACGAAGACGAUGUUGAUGAGUGGGAGGUGUGGUCCGCAUUUCGCACCAAGACACCUGCAACCCCUCUGCAAGCUCUCAGCACAUUCAAUUCCAUUCGACACCUCACACAGCAAACUUCACAAAUCCUAUACUGCACCUACAAUACCCUAUCAAAUUCCAAAGAUAUUCUGGGUAAUUUGCGGCAACAACAGGCAGCCAUCCUCCAAACCCGUCCUUACAAUCGCGAUAGCCUUACCACCCCUCCACUUCUUAUUUUGCAUCUUACGUCCGCCUUCACGACCCUUUCAUUGAUUCUCAAACUUGGGCAGGUCUCAUCUGCUAUUCUGGAAUUGUGUAUCAGAACAAUCUAUUGUGUACUCGAUAUGUUAGAUCACUACGUGGAGAUGACGGGUGCAGCCGGUUCUUCCCCAAUAGUUCAUUGUUUUGCACUUCAGUGCCAGCAAGCGCUGGGCAUUUGUGUCUCUUUGUUGAGCUCGGCAGAAGAGGAGGCUCUGCAGAGGCGCAUAGAUGCCCUGCUGCAGUCAGCAAAUCCGAACAGCCAGUUUGACGGAGGGGAUUGGUUACGACAUGCAAUUGCUUCAGCUUCAGUUUCAGGAACCCAGAGUGAUCAACACAACACACCUUUGAUACCCAUACCAGCCACGCAUAGCACACAAGUCAACUCGGCCACCAUGGUGUCUCAUCCAGAGCCACCUGACAUAAAUCUACCGGAUCCGCUUUCUAUCAGCGACACCACAGUUCCAGUUGGCGGAGGCUCAGAGGAAUACGACGCAUUGUUCGAAGAAAUGAUGCUUGUUGGCUCAUUCCCAACAAGCAGACAAGAGCCUUCAUUCGCACAUAACCUCGGUUUCUAUGACGGAGACCUUGACACGGAUUUUUUGGCUCAAUUGCAACAACCCUCAGAGAGGUAA